Messenger RNA from Aplysia californica (California sea hare), 2577 nucleotides. RefSeq lists its product as uncharacterized. NCBI's taxonomy places the organism in Eukaryota, Metazoa, Mollusca, Gastropoda, Aplysiida, Aplysiidae. The transcript is spliced from 2 exons. Bases 26 to 1228 code for a protein of 400 amino acids. The record is from RefSeq and is a predicted model, not a curated record.
UUAUUUUUUUAACGAAGGACACAUCAUGGCGGACACUGAAGACAUUUUGUCUGUACAUGAUCCCUAUUUAGAUGAGGAUGAGAUUCUUGCGGGGUCGGAGAGUGUUCCUGAACCUUCCACGAGCCGAGGCAGUGAACAAAAACGUAUCACUUUUCCCUACUCUGCUCAGUCAGAUACUGAUAUUAUUCAAGAUGUACUACAAAGGAAUACGGAGGCAGUGGCAGCGUUGGUGAGGUCAAUGAGUGCAAAAAAGAAAAGAACAAGGAAACGGUCAGUUUCUUCAUCUUCGUGUGAGUCCCCCAUUCUAAAGCACAAAAAGAAACGCUAUUACAAAAGCAGCGAGAAACGGACAAGGAGAGUGAGCGAGACCACCCAAGCGUCUCAUUCUAACCUUGAAGAGACCGGAAACGUGUUAUCAGAUGGCGAAAUAAUAGACGAUCUGUUCUGCCCCCCUGACAAUGACUAUCGAGGGGAACGAGACGAAGGGGCGUUAGGUGCGGCAGGGGAUUGGUUCGCGGAGGCGAACAACGAAUACGAGGUAGACGAAGAGAUAACGGACCCUCUGUCUGAAAACCUCGCAAAGUUUGUGGAGAAAAGAUUCUGCACAACAAUGAAAGAUGAUAAGAUGAAAGAAAAGGUAAGUAAAUACAAAAGGCCAGGCAAUUGUGAAGCGCUCCUGGUACGACAAACAAAUCCGGAGAUUUGGAAACUGUUACAAAGCGGGGGGAAAAAGAACGAUGCCAAGUACACCUCGAUCCAGAAAACGAUUGCGAAAGCGACUACUGCGGUGGCACAGUGUGCUGACCUUUUGGUCAAGGAUGGUGAAAGCAAAAGGCCCAUUGUCCAAAAGUUAUUGGACGUUAUCUCCAUCCUGGGACACUCCCAGCAGAAAAUCACCAGCCGCAGGAAGGAAGCACAAAGGUGGGCCUUACCCAUGAACAUGAAGGGUAUCUGUGACGUACCAAUUGACGGUACUAAAUUCCUCUACGGGGACGACAUAAAGAAAACUAUUCAUGAUGCGAACGAACAAAGAAAAAUGGUGCAAUUUUCCUCCCCACGUGCCACUCACGCUAACGCUUACACCUCAGCGUACGGCAAACCCGCUCAGCGGGACAGAAAGAGGCAUUUUUUAGCCUAUCAGGCCGGGCGUCCGUCCGGCCAGAGGGGGCGGGGCUACGCCCACAGACCCUCAGCGAGCCACGCGGCAGUGGCGAACAAAAGGAAAUAACUACGACUAUUGACGGAAAUAUGGGUCCUUCAAAAAAUCAAGACAGACGUAGCAACAGGUGUAGUGAUUGCACCAUUCUGGCCAACUCAACCAUUUUUCCCUCUCCUCAUGAAACUCCUAGUGCGUCAACCAGUUCUACUGUCAGCACGAAAAAGGCUUCUAGCCCUACCAAGCCACCCGGAUGUUCUACAUCCACUGGGGAAAAGGCUCAGACUGCUUAUAUGCAAGGUGUCAGGCAACAGUACGCAAAACAAGGCUUUUCAGAAGAAGCUACCAAGCUCAUCAUGGCCUCAUGGCGACCUGAUACUAGGAGAGCCUAUAACACAUAUAUUACAAAGUGGAAGAGGUUCGCUCUUAGGACCAAAGUGGAUCCCAUUUCACCGCCUGUGAUUGCGGCAGUUAAUUUUUUGGGAGAACUUUUUAGCUCAGGAGCUUCGCUCUCCGCUGUGUGCACCGCAAGGUCAGCCUUGUCAUGCUACUUAAAAGUAGAAAAUGGCCCAUUUGGAAAUCUUGACUGUGUAAAAAGACUGAUCAAAGGCAUAUUUGAAAGCCAAUCGGCGGUACCAUUGAGAAGUAAACUGACAACGUGGGACCCGCUGCAUGUUCUGGACUUCUUAGAGUCUUGGUUUCCCCAUGAGGAUUUGACUUUAAAGGAACUAACUUUGAAACUAACAAUGUUUCUAGCUUUGUUAUCUGGGCAAAGAUGCCAAACCAUUCAUUCUUUGGACACUAAUUUCAUGAAAUUAACAGAAACAAAAUGUACAUUCAUAAUUAAGACGCUCCUUAAGCAAUCCAGGAAAGGGCACCACCUUGACCCAAUUGUAUUCAUGGCUUUCCAAGAAAACAAAAGCAUGUGCAUUGUAAACAUGCUGAAGGUGUACAUAAACAUGACUAGGGCCCAUAGGGAAGGUAACGGAGCCUCAAAACUGCUACUCAGUUUCCAAAAACCGUUCAAACCGGUCAGCAGAGACACUGUGAGUAGAUGGUUAAAAACAGUCCUUAAUAUGGCUGGUAUUGACGUCUCAAUAUUCACAGCUCACAGCACCAGAAGUGCCAGUACGUCUUGUGCUCUUCAGUCUGGAAUCUCCAUAAAUGCCAUCUUGGCUGCUGCAGGAUGGUCAAAAGAGACCACUUUUACUCGAUUCUACAAAAAACAAGUUGCAGAAAAUUUUGGAGAGAAACUGAUCCAGACUUAUUUUACCUCCAAAUGUCCAUAAUGAUUUGCUCUCCAUGUAACCCUUCGUAUGUAACUAUUAUGAGCUGUUAAUCCCACAUUCUGUGCCUUUAUGGUUUUUCUGUGCAUAUUCCUAUAUCUGAUUUUAUAAACAUAUUAUAUAUUGUGAUCAAAA